UUUGAGAUGACAUUAUACUUGCACAGUGGAGGGUAGCCUGGCAUGCACUAAGCUCACAAAGCAGCUUUCACUUUUGGGCACACUUCCAGUUCUCCACCAUCAGAUAAUUACUUGCAUUCUAAUUUCAUUUCCGAAGGUUAGAAUUCACUUUGCCAUACGAGGAAAUAUUCCAAUUUGCUGCUGCCUCAGACAGUCAGACCCACUAUCUUCUCUUCCUUUUCCUCGGAAUAGGUUUCAACACCAUGUUAUAAUCUUUUUUACUCUUCUUAAGAAAUCCAAUUAAUAUAUUUGUUUUUUUUUAAAUUUUACUUUAAUGUAUUGAAAAGGGCAAUGGAUAAGUAAGUUUGCACUACAAGGAAUCAUCUUGGAACCAUCAUUUCAUUUCUCAUUUCUCUCUGCCACAGAAAAAGACCAAGUUGUCUACUUACUAGAAUUUUUUGUUUUUUUUUAAUGUUGGCACUAACUAAAUCCUCUCUUUGUAGUUAUGCUCAUGUAUAAAUGUUUGGCCUUUGAAAUCCAGAUUUAACAUGAAGAAAGAGGAGGUGGAUUACGUUUUGGUUCCUUUUGGCCUUGCAGUGAUGCUGUGUUACCAUCUCUGGCUCCUCUACAGGAUCCUCCGCCGCCCCACCACCACCGUCAUCGGCAUCAACGCCGUCAACCGCCGCAUCUGGACUCGAACCAUGAUGGAGGAUUCGACGAAGAAUGGAGUGUUGGCGGUGCAAACGUUGAGGAACAACAUCAUGGCGUCGACGUUGCUAGCGUCGAUGGCCAUCACGCUCAGCUCGCUGAUUGCGGUGCUGAUGACGACCAUGGCCGGCAGCGGGGGGCGUCAAGAAAUAAAAAUAGUACUGGGGGACACGAGCGAGGUGGGUCGGUCGGUGAAGUUCUUUGCGAUCCUGGUGUGCUUCCUGCUGGCAUUUCUACUCAAUCUGCAGUCAAUCAGGUACUAUAGCCAUGCCAGCAUGCUGAUCAACGUGCCAGCAGAGCGGCAGCGGCCAGAGGGGGCGGAGCUGGCGGUGGAGUAUGUGGCUGCGACGGUGAACAAGGGAGGAUACUUCUGGUCGCUCGGCCUCAGGGCCUUCUACUUCUCCUUCCCACUCUACUUGUGGGUCUUCGGCCCCAUUCCUAUGCUCUGCUGCUGCUUCCUUCUCGUCUCCAUGCUCUACUUCUUGGACGUCUACUCCUGCCAGAUCCACCAACAACAGCAGAUCAUAAAAGAAAUGGAGAGGAAUUAGUUAGUAAACAACAAUCUAAUCUAAUGGAGGAACACUUUAAUUGUAUUAUCAAAGCAUAUUAUUUUUUUUAAAAAAAAUAUUAUUUAUUUAUAGUAA
This is a messenger RNA of Zingiber officinale, 1331 nucleotides long. RefSeq lists its product as uncharacterized. NCBI's taxonomy places the organism in Eukaryota, Viridiplantae, Streptophyta, Magnoliopsida, Zingiberales, Zingiberaceae. The transcript has 2 exons. The coding region runs from base 528 to 1235 and encodes 235 amino acids. The record is from RefSeq and is a predicted model, not a curated record.